AUGGGGGAGGAGGAGUGGGAGAUUGAUCUACUCGUGCUGAUCGUCGCCCUCAAAGCGUCAGGAUUACCGCCCGCUGACCCCUCGGGUGGCGAUGGGAGGGCUCAAGUUCAACUCGACGCCAGGUCGUUCCAGGUGGCCCUCGACGCAAAGUACUUCACAUCUAAGGAUAUUUCGGUGAAAGUGCUCGGGGACAUGGUCGAAAUUAGGAUGGAGCACGAGGCGACUGGAGCCUUUGGAGGUGUCAAACGGAGCGUCACCCGUUGCUACCGACUGCCGGAGAAGAUCGACCCGGCGACGAUCAAGAGCGAGCUGAACAAGGACGGCCAGCUGGUGAUCAAGGGCACCCGGAAGCCCUUC
This is a messenger RNA of Mesorhabditis spiculigera, 357 nucleotides long. NCBI's taxonomy places the organism in Eukaryota, Metazoa, Nematoda, Chromadorea, Rhabditida, Rhabditidae. The record is from the annotation of a GenBank genome assembly.